This is a messenger RNA of Phytophthora sojae, 738 nucleotides long. RefSeq lists its product as hypothetical. The transcript is spliced from 3 exons. NCBI's taxonomy places the organism in Eukaryota, Oomycota, Peronosporomycetes, Peronosporales, Peronosporaceae. The record is from RefSeq and is a predicted model, not a curated record. The coding region runs from base 1 to 738 and encodes 245 amino acids.
AUGCUGCAACAUCAUCCCGACCUGGAGGUGCUGGUGUUAACCAGCUCCAGUAGUGGAAGCUACGUGCUCUUUGCUCUACCAUUACUGGGAGACAAACCUCAAUGGGAUCCGAAGAAAUUGUUAGAGACAGAGGACCCGGAGCUGGUUUUCAUCCCUCACGGAUUCCACGCCCCCAACUUCUCGACUGCAACGGACGGAUUGACGAUUUCCAUCGGAUAUCCUCUAAAAGAUGAUGCUGACAUGAAACUUGACGGCGCGUGGCCGCUUUUCGUCGAGUGGCCCGCUAGGAUGUUGCUGUCGAGCCAAGUGACGCAGACUCCGCCGUCAAGUAAGGCACAAUCUUCCGUCGAAUUAAUCGCGUCCUGCAAAAAGAUGUUUCUCCAACAGUGGAGGAGGCGCAAAGAAUUUAUUGCAGAACUGCGUCGCCACGUGAUAGUAGUUUUAGAGUACGACGCCGUGGACUUUUCGCAGGUGUUUUUCAUGCUUCAGGAGCAGUUGGACGCGCAGUCCCCACUGCGUAUCAUCGUGUUGCGGCUGCAGUUCACGGCCGCGUUCUUCUUGACGAACUGCACGAGCGACUUGCAGGUGGCGAUGCUCGACGGAGAAGGAGCUGCUGGCUCUGUUGCCGUGGCGCUCGGUGACUCGAGCACUCCUGCCAGUCCAGACAGCCAAGCGGACGUUGCUCAGUUCCUCCAUGCCACUCGGAAGAGCUUGCUCCGCCACUUUUACGGAGAAUGA